Messenger RNA from Brassica oleracea var. oleracea, 397 nucleotides. RefSeq lists its product as uncharacterized. The record is from RefSeq and is a predicted model, not a curated record. The coding region runs from base 32 to 397 and encodes 121 amino acids. The transcript has 3 exons. Lineage: Eukaryota; Viridiplantae; Streptophyta; Magnoliopsida; Brassicales; Brassicaceae.
UCCUCCAAGAAAGUGCGUUAGGGUUUGGAACAUGGAGGAUUCGGUUUUGGCGGAGGUUAACGUUCGUCCUCUUAAGAUACCGAAAUAUCACGGAGCUUUCGAAGGAUCAUCGAAAUCAGUUAACAAAAAGCGCGAUCUCAAGUACAGAAAAUUGGGAGACGAUGAAUAUUUGAGGCAGUACUUGCAGUUUUACUAUCAGUUCCAGAAAUCUGAGGGUUUCGCGGUUGAAUGGGAUCAAUUUGAUUACGCCUUCCACACUAGAUCGUUGGACAAUCCACCACGAGGUUUUUGCACUACACGAAGCCCUGCCGAGUUGGUUCGUGAGGUGACACUCCUUACCAUAGAGAAACAAAACGAAGCUAAGAAGAAGCUGAGCAAGCUAGUCAUCUAUGUUUGA